This is a messenger RNA of Caenorhabditis bovis, 1470 nucleotides long. The record is from the annotation of a GenBank genome assembly. NCBI's taxonomy places the organism in Eukaryota, Metazoa, Nematoda, Chromadorea, Rhabditida, Rhabditidae.
AUGGCGGACUCGGCGCGCGCGGCGCGCGCGAAACAAAUGAAGAAGCAGGAGCGCGCGAAGAGCUGCGCGACACCGUCGACGGACCGCAAAUCGCCGAGGCUCGAGAUGAAGGCGUUGACGAUCUCGACGUCGUCGACGACGACGACGGCGACGAGCCGCCUAUUUCAGCAGGCGUCGUUCGCCGUCGUCGAUGACGGCAAAGAGAAGCUGUUGGGUCAGCAGCAGCAGCAGCGCAAAAAGAGCACCGCUCCCGAUAUCGGACGGCGAACGCUUAUCGUGAUUGGUGCGUGCCCCCAAAACGAGCGAAUCGUCGUCCAUCCGCACACGCUGUUCGUUCACUCGUACAAAGUGCCGACGUUUUGCGAUUUUUGCGGCGAACUGCUGUUCGGGCUCGUCAAACAGGGACUCAAGUGUUUCGGCUGUGGUCUCAACUAUCACAAACGGUGCGCGUCGAAAAUUCCGAACAACUGCAAUGGCUCGAAGCAGCGUCGGCCGUCGGCGAUACCGUUGUCGCCGUCCAACUCGAACAUUCUGAAUUUGAACGAUCGUCGCAAUUCGCGUCGCGACUCGUGCCUCGAGGCGCUCGACGCGGCGCGGCCGUCGUCGAUGCUCGCCGGCGUCGUCGCGCCGGCGCCCAACAUUCUGGUGACGUCCGAUGAUUGCGGCGAUCCGAUCGGCGGAAAUUUCCUCCAAAUGCCGCGCAAGGAUCGCAGCUGCUCAUGGAGCGGUCGUCCGUUGUGGAUGGAGAUCGCCGAGGCGACGCGUGUCAAAGUGCCGCACACGUUCCAAGUGCACAGCUACAAACGGCCGACGGUGUGCCAGCAUUGCAAGAAGCUCCUCAAAGGCCUCAUUCGGCAGGGCAUUCAAUGUCGAGGUUUGGUUAUUGCCGUCAAAAUUUAUUGCAAAUACAAUUGCCAUAAAAAGUGCAGCGAGCACGUUGCGAAGGAUUGUCCCGGCUCGAACAGCCAAACGAAUCAAUUCUUUUUGGGAGCCGCCGAUGAUGGAGCGUCGGAAGAUCGUGAGGAUGAGCUGUCGGUUCGGCACAAGAAGGCUCAGAAUACGCCGAGUGCUCCAUUACAGGGAAGCGAGGGAAGCGUCAACUCGAUGCCGGGCUUCAACGGCGGUCUGACGUCGCCGGACGACGAGGUGAUAUCGCCGGAAACGCAAAACAUUCCGCUGAUGCGAGUGGUGAUGUCGAAGAAGCAGACGAAGCGGAAAAGCAACAAAAUAUUGAAAGAGGGCUGGAUUGUGCACUACACCGAUCAGCAGAAUAUGCGAAAAAAGCAUUAUUGGCGUCUCGACACGAAAAGCAUCAUAAUGUAUCAAGAUGAGAACUCGACGCGAUAUUACAAGGAGAUUCCGCUCAAUGAGAUUCUCGGCAUCGCGACGACGGCGAGCAAUGAGAAGGCCGAGCAUCAGACGCAUUUGUUCGAAAUUCGCACACAAGCUUGCAUCUAUUAUAUCGGUUAG